AUGCACAUUAAUGACAAUGUUGACUGGUUUGUUUGCUUGCUUCUUUUCAGGAGGAGGUGUGAGACUGCAGAAACUCUUGUUGAGAGGAACUCUGCAGAAACUCUUGUUGAGAGGAACUUUGAUCUGGCAUUCCUAGUUAUUUAUGAAUUUAGUCUUCCAGCUGUUGACAUAUAUGCUGCUGUUUCUGCAUCGCUUGCUGAAAGAAAAAAGGGCAGCCAGUUGACCCAUUUUUUCAGAAAUAUUAAAGGAACAAUUGAUGAUGAUGAUUGGGAUCAGGUGUUAAGGGCUGCUAUUAAUAUGUAUGCUAACAAACACAAGGAGAGCCCCGACCGUCUCAUUGACAUGCUAACCAGUAGUCACAGGUAA
Messenger RNA from Hibiscus syriacus, 366 nucleotides. RefSeq lists its product as uncharacterized. NCBI's taxonomy places the organism in Eukaryota, Viridiplantae, Streptophyta, Magnoliopsida, Malvales, Malvaceae. Bases 1 to 366 code for a protein of 121 amino acids. The record is from RefSeq and is a predicted model, not a curated record. The transcript has 3 exons.